CAUCGAUCAUGCAUCCAUCCCUCUUCCCAAACUUCUCCUCACUCGCCACGUUCGGGCGGCCCGAUGUCACUCUCCAAUGAGCUCCAAUCAUUCUAAAGAAGGUCGCAAGCGCGCGGACUUGGUUCUAGAUCCAUCAUAGUGUACGCCCCUUUCCUCCUCCUUUUUGUGAAUCGACCUUCAUGACCUUACCCUCGGAAAAUCCAGAUCCAUGGCAAGAGAGCAGUAGUCAACUUGAGAAACGCCUACCGCGGUCGAUAAGAGGAAGUGAGGGGUACCAAAGAAGUGCAUUCUUGUUGGUGGUUGCAUAAAGUAAUUCUAUCAUCCCACCUCGCACAGCAUCUACCUUCAUUACUGUCCGUGUCCAUUGCGAAUCUUGUACAAUUGCAUUUCAUUGUAACACAAAGAUCUCGAGAAAAGAGAGAGAGAGAGAGAGAAAGAGCAAAGCCUCAUCAUGAGCGUCGACUCAACUCCUCCCACGGCCACCACGCCGGUGAACGAGAAAGCAACAGGUCCCGAACAUAUCGAGCACAUCACAACCCACGAUCGAGUUCCCGGGCACGAAAACUAUUACGAGAAGAAUGGCCUGCGAACAUACGGCGAUGGCGAAGACCACGAAACUGAACCUCCUAUGUCCUUCAAGCGACUUAUGUCCUUGGUAGCUAUGGCAUUCAUUUGGACCGGAUCCCAGAUCCCUGUAUAUAUCUUCGGAGCAAUUCCGCCCUACAUAUAUUCUGAUAUCGGUGGAGUGGAUAGAUGGAUUUGGUUCGUGCUCGCCAACCUCCUGGCUCUUGCCGGCGUAUGUCCCUUUGUCGGCUCCCUCUCAGAUCUCAUGGGUCGCCGCUACGUCUGCCUCUUCGGCUCAGGUCUAGUCAUGCUCGGCAUGAUCGUCUGCUCAACCGCAAAAGUGAUGAACGUCUUCAUCGGCGGGAUGGCGAUUGCAGGAGUAGGUGCAGGCAUCUCGGAACUUACUGCCCUGGCCGCAACGUCUGAACUAGCUCCUACUUCGAAACGAGGAAAAUAUGUCGCUGUUCUGAUCUUCACUAUUAUCCCCUUCUGUCCUUCCGUUCUUUGGGGCCAGCUUAUCGCCUAUCACGCUGGGUGGAGAUGGUGCGGCUUGUUGUGUGGUGUUUGGGUUUCUAUUGGAUUCUUCAUGACUUUGUUCUUCUACUUCCCUCCACCUCGAGUAAACUCCAUGGGUAUGAGCAGAAGAGAAGUUGUAAGUCAGAUUGAUUUUGUGGGAGGAUUCUUGAGCAUCACUGGCAUGAUUCUCUUCAUGGCUGGCAUGCAAUGGGGAGGAUAUCAGUACAAAUGGUCUUCAGCACACGUUCUAGCCCCCUUGAUCUUAGGCUUCGUCCUCAUCGUCGCCUUCUGUUUCUGGGAAGUCUACGGAGCAAAACACCCCAUGUUCCCCUCUCGCCUAAAGCAAGCACCACGCAUCCUCGCCCUGACCCUCGUCAUUACUUUUAUCUCCGGCGCUAACUUCUUCUCAAUCAUCAUGUUCUGGCCUACUCAAGCCUUCAACGUCUACGGCCAUGAUCCCGUCGGUGUAGGGAUCCGAGGAAUUCCUGUCGGAUUCUCGAUUUUGGCCGGUGCUUGUAUUGUGCUUUGGUGUUUGUCGAUCUUCAGAGGAAGGAACAAGGAGUUGAUGAUCGUGUCUUCGGUUCUUAUGACUGCUGGAUGCGGUGCACUGGGUUGCGCAGAUCGCUUCAACCUGCACACUCUCUGGGGACUACUCAUCCUCGCUGGUCUUGGCAUUGGAGGAAUUGUCGUCCCAGCCUCGAUUAUAACUACUAUCAUCUGUCCCGAUGAUCUGAUCGCCACAGUCACUGCUCUCACCCUCGCUAUCCGUGUCAUCGGCGGUUCAAUCGGCUACUGCGUCUACUACAACGUCUUCAUCAACAAAUUCAUCCCCAACGCCACCAAGAUGAUCGGCGGCACCAUGUUCGAACUCGGCAUCAAAAACACCUCUCUCAUCGCCGAAGCCAUUGGAUACACGGGUGCCUCUAUCCUCCCUCUCCUGCGCACCAUUCCCGGCAUCGGCAUGAACGAGACGGCGUACGAGAUGGUUGUUUUAGCGGGCCAGGAAGCAUAUGCUGCGAGCUACAAGUAUGUGUAUUACACGAGUACCGCGUUUGGGGCGGUUAGUAUUAUCGCGGCGUGCUUUUUGGGGGAUAUUAGUCCGUAUAUGGAUGAUCAUGUUGCGGUUCUUAUUCAUUAGAUGAGGGGAAAUUGCGAGAUGGUUCUUCGCUGGAUGUUUCAGACGAAGAGGAAGAGAUUAUCCAAUCUAUUCGUAUGUAUGAUUUGUGCUCCAUUUGCACCAUCGAAUUUCUCUCGUGUUUGAUUUCCGUAAUAAUUAUGUCGCCGUUAAA
Messenger RNA from Mollisia scopiformis, 2369 nucleotides. Its product is annotated as MFS multidrug transporter-like protein. The transcript has 5 exons. Gene Ontology annotation, molecular function: transmembrane transporter activity. Bases 452 to 2218 code for a protein of 588 amino acids. Lineage: Eukaryota; Fungi; Ascomycota; Leotiomycetes; Helotiales; Mollisiaceae. Gene Ontology annotation, biological process: transmembrane transport. The record is from RefSeq and is a predicted model, not a curated record.